Messenger RNA from Acanthaster planci (crown-of-thorns starfish), 9722 nucleotides. Its product is annotated as E3 ubiquitin-protein ligase HECTD1-like. Lineage: Eukaryota; Metazoa; Echinodermata; Asteroidea; Valvatida; Acanthasteridae. Gene Ontology annotation, biological process: protein K63-linked ubiquitination; proteasome-mediated ubiquitin-dependent protein catabolic process; anatomical structure development. Gene Ontology annotation, molecular function: protein binding; ubiquitin protein ligase activity. The record is from RefSeq and is a predicted model, not a curated record. Gene Ontology annotation, cellular component: nuclear speck.
CGUUAAAAACACUUCAUUAUUAGGCUUAGUGAUUCGUGCGUUCAGACAACAGAACAUUAGUCGCGAAAACUAGAAUCCCAUCUCUUUCUGGCUUAACCCAAGUCUUUCUGGACAUAAAAUUGGCACAGGAUCGUAGCUAUGUAAUAGUUUCACGUGAACUCCCUCCAUUUUGUUUUUUUUUCGAAUGGCAAAUGGUCGGUAAAAGACAGUAUUUCAGCGGUGUGUUGUGGUCACCAAGUUGCCAGUCAGCCGGGUUCGUGUCGCCUAGGCCUAUACCUUGUUACGCAUCGUCUGCGUGUCACGACUGAACUAGACUGCGUGGCGUUCAUUGACUGAACAACGAAGUCAUCGUCUCGGAACUCCACAAAGUGAUAGGUGAUUUUCAUGGGAAUAGUCCAAGAUGGCCGAUGUGGACCCAGAGACAUUACUGGAAUGGUUACAGAUGGGCCAAGGAGAAGAGCGAGACAUGCAACUCAUAGCCUUAGAACAACUUUGCAUGUUGCUGCUUAUGUCUGACAAUGUUGACCGAUGCUUUGAAAGUUGCCCACCGAGAACCUUCCUCCCUGCACUCUGUCGGAUCUUCCUUGAUGAGCAUGCUCCAGAUAAUGUCUUAGAAGUCACCGCUCGUGCCAUCACCUACUACCUAGAUGUCUCAGCUGAAUGUACCAGGCGGAUUGUGGCAGUGGAUGGCGCCAUCAAAGCUCUGUGUAACAGGCUAGUUGUGGUAGAGUUGUCUUCUAGAACCUCCAAAGACCUUGCUGAACAAUGUAUCAAGGUUCUAGAGUUGAUGUGUACUCGUGAGUCAGGAUCCAUCUUUGAGGCUGGUGGUCUACAUUGCGUGCUGUCCUUUAUUCGUGAUAAUGGUAGUCAGGUCCACAAAGACACAUUACAUUCAGCCAUGGCUGUGGUAUCCCGACUUUGUGGCAAGAUGGAACCUAGUGAUUCCUCUUUGGAAACUUGUGUGGAAUCACUGUCCACACUCCUCAAACAUGAGGAUCCUCAUGUUGCUGAUGGGUCCCUGCGCUGUUUUGCAUCAUUAGCUGAUCGUUUCACUCGGAGGGGUGUAGACCCCCUCCCACUGGCCAAACAUGGCCUAUCACGGGAGUUGUUAGAAAGACUGGCUAAUUGUGGCUUGACUGCUGCCAUGGCAACAGGUACCAAGGCAGCGGGUGCCACAGGAACCACUCCUGACUCUAAGGGUAACCCUAACAUCUCAACUGUCAUCAGCUUGCUCUCCACAUUAUGCCGAGGCUCUCCCAGUGUUACACAUGAUUUACUACGAUCUGCGCUACCUGGUGCUAUAGAGAAGGCGCUGCAAGGCGAUGAGAGGUGUGUAUUGGACACUAUGCGUCUGGUGGAUCUUCUUUUGGUGUUGUUGUUUGAGGGGCGUACUGCUCUACCCAAGUCUAACAUUGGUACAACUGCUCGUACAAUGAGUGGUUUGCGACGCCUAGAUAGUGCCGGUGAACGAUCACAUCGUCAUUUGAUUGACUGCAUACGUAGCAAAGACACAGAUGCUCUGAUAGAUGCCAUAGACACAGGAGUUGAAGUCAAUUAUAUGGAUGAUGUGGGCCAAACACUCCUCAACUGGGCCUCUGCAUUUGGAACUCAGGAAAUGGUCGAGUUUUUGUGUGAACGAGGAGCAGAUGUCAAUCGAGGUCAGAGGUCAUCAUCACUUCACUACGCUGCUUGCUUUGGCAGACCCCAAGUUGCAAAGACACUUCUAAGGCAUGGUGCCAAUCCUGAUUUGCGUGAUGAAGAUGGCAAAACUCCACUAGACAAGGCAAGAGAAAGAAACGACGAAGGUCACCGUGAGGUCAUGCAGAUCCUCCAGUCACCAGGUGAAUGGAUGGUCCCCGUGACUCCAACAGCAGAUGCUGCUGUCUCCAGCCCUGAGGAGGCUACUAAGCCUGAAGGAGAGAUGGACUUUGCUGAACCUAAAGGUGAUCCAGAGAUGGCUCCCAUCUACCUCCGCAAACUCCUGCCUAUCUUUGCUCAGGUCUACAAUAACACCAUGAUGCCUUCUAUUAGGAAAGCUAGUCUAGCCCUUAUCCGUAAAAUGAUCCACUAUACUCCAUGUUCACUGCUCAGUGAGGUAUGCGUUGGGGAGAUAGCCAGCUUUACACAGGUCCUGGUCGAAGUCUUAGCUGCAGUGUUGGAUCAUGAGGAUGAUGAUGAUGGCCACUUGACAGCUUUACAAAUAAUCCAAGACAUCAUGCGUAAAGGUCAAGAUUUAUUCUUAGACCACUUUGCCAGGCUAGGGAUCUUCAGCAAAGUGUCCUCAUUGGCUGGUCCACCUGAUGUCAUUGAGGAGGAAGGACCAACAUCACAUGAUAAGAAACAGGAGACAGGAGAUCAAGAGUUAGAAGAUGCCAAGGAGAUUGUUGGAGGUCGUCCUUACCAUUGGAAGGACUGGUGCAUGGCUAGAGGUCGAGAUUGCUUGUACAUUUGGAGUGAUGCAGCAGCACUGGAGCUGUCUAACGGUAGCAAUGGCUGGUUCCGGUUUAUACUAGAUGGUAAACUGGCCACUAUGUAUUCCAGUGGUAGCCCAGAAGGAGGCUGUGACAGCUCAGAGAGCCGUGGAGAGUUUCUAGAGAAGUUACAGCGUGCACGGAGUCAGGUACGAGCCGGUGCUUGCAGCCAACCUAUCUUGAGCACUGUAGGCCCAACAAAGCUGGUUGUUGGAAACUGGUCUCUACAGUGUAAGAAAGAAGGAGAAGUGAUUGUACACAACUCAGAUGGGCAGCAGGCUACCAUCCUGCGUGAGGAUCUAGCGGGGUUUGUAUUUGAAUCCAAUCGCGGUACUAAGCACACAUUUACUGCCGAGACAUCCCUAGGACCUGAAUUCUCUACCAGCUGGACAGGCAAGAGAGGCAAGAGACUACGCUCUAAGGUGGAACAGGUGAAGCAAAAGGUGAAGAAUCUUGCUCGUGAAUUGUAUGACUGUCACUUCAAAGCAGCAGAAUCUCAUCCUCGAGACAUUGUUGCCAAGCUCCAUUGCAUCGUCCAGCAGAUAGAGCAGGCCUGUGAGAUGCAUGGGGACCUCUCCAAGCCAACAGAGGGAGAGCACAGCUGGUCUGAAGUGUUGAAGACAGCUCUAGAAUCCCUGACCCUCCUCCUAAAAGAUGAGAAUAACAUCUCAGCCUAUGAGCUUCACAGUAGUGGUCUAGUUCAGGCAUUGCUGUACUGUCUCAACAAUGGUUUUGACCAUGUAGCCUGUCAUGACAGACAUCUGAGGGAGAGAAUUAGCCUUUUCAAGGCUGCUUUCAGAGAUACAACAGAUGACCAAGGUGUGGUCACUCCUGCAGUGAUGUUAGUUCGUAAGCUGGUUGCUGUGUUAGAAUCUAUUGAGAGACUGUCGAUAUUCUUGUAUGACACACCAGGAUCCAGCUAUGGUUUACAGGUGUUGACAAGGAGAUUGCGUUUUCGUCUUGAGAGGGCAUCUGGGGAGGCAUCAUUGAUAGAUCGCACAGGUCGCACACUCAAGAUGGAACCUCUCACCACCGUGGCUAGCCUGGAGAGAUACCUCCUGAAAAUGGUGGCUAAGCAGUGGUAUGACUAUGAGCGCUCCAGCUUCGCUUUUGUCAAGAGACUGAAGGAGGGCCCACCUGUCACCUUCAGACACACUCAUGACUUUGAUGAGAAUGGAAUUGUCUACUGGAUUGGCACCAAUGCAAAAACUGGCUAUGAGUGGGUCAACCCAGCCCAGUAUGGCCUGAUAGUAGUCAAUUGCUCAGAAGGACGGACUCUGCCCUACGGUCGGUUGGAAGAUAUUCUGAGUAGAGAUACCUCUGCCUUGAAUUGCCACACCAAUGAUGAUAAGAAAGCCUGGUUCUCUAUUGACCUUGGUUUGUGGGUCAUUCCUUCAGCUUACACUCUUCGCCAUGCUAGAGGCUAUGGGAGAUCGGCACUGAGAAACUGGUUGUUCCAGGUGUCAAAGGAUAAUCAGAACUGGUUGACUUUGAUGACGCAUGCAGAUGAUAGCUCUCUUAAUGAACCAGGUUCAACUGCAACAUGGCCAGUGGAGCCCUCCAAAGAUGAGAAGCAAGGAUGGCGCUACGUUCGUUUACAACAGACAGGAAAGAAUGCCAGCGGUCAGACACAUUACCUAUCGCUGUCUGGUUUUGAGCUGUAUGGGACAGUGACCGCCGCUGUGGAGGAAUCCCUAGGCAGUAGUGUGGCAGGUAAGACCGUGAAGGACACAGAAGCUAGUCUACGCAAGCAGCGUCGGUUAAUGCGUUCUCAGGUCCUGCGACAGAUGGUGAGCGGUAUUGGAAGGGGGCGUGGCAUGGACUGGAAAUGGAGGGAGCAGGAGACCCAGUUGCUGGAAGGAGUGGUCCUGGCAGAGCACAGAGAAGCCUCCAGUAGCAAGCAUGCUAGUGCAGCAAGCCAUCCUCGUUCAGGAGAGAAAACUCCAACAGAUAAAGCAUCUACAGCAGGUGCCACAGGGGGAGGUAGUGGAUCAGGAACCAGUCUAGUCAGUCGUAAGAGUAACUCUACACCCAGCCUAAAUGAGACAACACCAGGGACUAACAAGACAACUUCAAAAGAUCGAGAUCAUGCCUCAACCUCUGACCUGACCUCAAGUAUUACCAUGGCCACCUCCAUGGUGGAGAGUGCCCUCAUGGCCACAGUACGAAGCAGUCGACUGAGCGGAGCGGAAGACAUUGCUGAGAGUCCAGAAUUGGUUGCUGAGAUGGAACAGACUGCUACGGCAACUAUGGAAUGUAAUGCGGCCAAUAAGCAGGCUGCUCAACCCACCACAGGUACCCCAGUCUCUACCACUACUGCCUCACCCAACAGCACUAGUAGCAGCACUUCUAGCAGCAUGAGUGUGAGUGUUCCCAACUUGUCCAGCACACGAGAUGUUGUAGCUGGAUUGAUGGAGUCGUUCCCUGCCUUGAUGCGUCGUAGUGGGAGCGGGGGUAGUGGCAAUGCAGUGUUAUCAGGCCGGGGCACCAACUUCACCUCAAGCUUUGUUAGGUUCCCACUGUCGUCUGGACUGUCUAGCAGCAACUUCCUCAGCAGUGCUCAGAGUGCUCCUAAUCUACCAGCCACCACCUCCUUGGCUAACACUACUAGCAGUGCUACAGCAGCCACGGUAGCUUCUACGUUCAGCUCAGUCCUUGCUUCUAGCAUGACCUCCAACUCCAGUGAGAGUGAUAACGAGUUCUUGGAGAAUUGCCGAGCCAGUUCUUUGUUGGCUGAGCUGGAGGAUGAUGAAUUCUGUCCUGAGCCUGAGGAAUUGGACGAUGAAAACGAGGAUGAUAGUGAAGGAGAUGAUUAUGAGGAUUGCACGGAGGAGGAGGAUUAUGAUCCAAGAGGCAAUCGAAGGCGUACCUGGGAUGAUGAACAUGUCCUUAAGAGACAGUUCUCAGCCUUGGUCCCAGCUUUUGAUCCACGCCCAGGUAGAACCAAUGUCCAACAGACCACAGACCUUGAGAUUCCACCUCCAGGUUCUCCUGACACCUCCUUCCGAGAUGACGGAGAUUCCACCCCUUGCCCUCAUCUAGCUCUGUUUAUCAGGGGACCAGGAUUACCUGGGAUCCCUGAGACAGAGGUUUUUUGUGAAGACCCCUGCUCUACAGUCUUCAAGUACAUCCAGACGUUAUACCAACAUACACCAGCUGGUACUAAACAGGACAAACUCAGGCGUAUAUGGGAACCCACCUACACAGUUAUUUACAGAGAGCUGAGACCAGAGGAUGCAUCCAUGUCACUUACUCAAAACAAAGAGGGUCGAUGGUCCAUCCCAUUUGUGGAGCGACAUCUAGGCUCCGAUCAACUCCCCAAGACAGAGUUGAUUUCCUACCUUCAGCAUAACGGCGAUGCCCACUUCCUGAGACGAUGGAAGAUGACAGGAGCAGCUAAGAAUAUACGCAAGACAAGAAACUGUUCCCAGCUCAUAGCAGCGUACAAGGAAUUUGUUCACCUAGGUCUGGCUAAGCCAGCUCAUCAACGCAGUAGACAUGGUUCUAAUCAUCUUCUACGUGAUACCGAUUGUGGUGGACCGUCAACUAAUCCCAUGGAUCCUUCAGCUGCCUCUGUCAAUGACGUGUUACAGUUACUUAGGAUACUUCAUGCAGUAGCUAGUGCUGCCAGCAGUACCAGCCUUCGAGGGGGUGACUUCCACUAUUACAAUGUCCCACUUGAUGAGUUUUGCAGUAAGAAGAUAACUAAUAAAUUGGUUCAACAGGUUCAGGACCCUCUGGUGCUAGCUAGUUUGUCCUUACCCAACUGGUGUGGUAAACUCACCAAGAAAUGCCCCAUGCUCUUCCCAUUUGAGACCAGACACCUAUUCUUCUCUUGUACAGCGUUUGGUGUCUCCAGAGCAAUUGCUUGGCUCCAAGAGAAGCGUGACGCCAAUACUGAGCGAGUACGUACUCCAAGUACUCGCAGGGAUGACCAGCAUGAGUUCAGAGUAGGCAGGUUGAAGCAUGAGAGAGUCAAGGUACCACGCAAUGAGAAGCAGCUGUUGGAAUGGGCCAUCAAUGUCAUGAGAUUACAUAGUCGGAGGAAGUCUAUCUUAGAGGUUGAGUUUAUGGGUGAGGAAGGAACAGGUUUAGGACCCACCUUGGAAUUCUAUGCUCUCAUAGCUGCUGAGUUACAGCGUAAGAGUCUAGGCAUGUGGCUAUGUGACGAUGAAUUCCCAGAUGACAUGUCUAGAGAGGUUGACAUUGGUGAGGGUGUCAAGCCAAGAGGUUUCUACAUCCAGCGUACCUGUGGUCUCUUCCCAGCUCCAUUAGUCCAGGAUAGUGAAGACAUUGAUCGUGUCAUCCAGCUCUUCCGUUUCCUAGGUAUCUUCCUCGCCAAGUGCCUGCAAGACAACCGUAUUGUAGAUUUCCCUUUCUCUCGCCCUUUCCUCAAGCUCAUGUGUAUGGGAGAGGCUGGUAGCAGCGUUAGGUCGUCCGUCACUCCAGAGUCUUCAAUCCGAGACUCGGAGAUGUCCAAUGAUACCCAGUCUGAGGCUUCCUUAGAUGACAUCCAUGAUCUGAUCUCGGAGCUGUCCAUUGAUGAGUGUGAAUCCAAGGCAGAGCUUAUCAUGGGUGACCCACCGAAACCCCGUACCCCAGCCUGGUUUGCUGGAUUGCUUAUUUUAGAGGAUUUGGAGAUAGUGGCCCCUCAUCGUGCUCACUUCCUCCGCCAGCUGAAGGUCUUGGUUGACCGGAAGCGACAGAUUUUGAAGGACAAGUCCAAGAGUGAGGAAGAGAGGAAUAAUGAGAUUCAGAUGCUAACUUUGGAGGAGGAGUCUAAGCUGGGACCUCCAGUAAGACUUGAGGACUUGGGACUGACGUUCCAGUUUAGUCCAUCUUCUAGUGUGUAUGGUUAUUCAGCCUAUGAUCUCAAGCCUGGAGGUAGUGAAGAACUUCUGACACUAGAUAAUGCAGAGGAGUACAUUGAGUUAGUAAAUGACUUCUGUCUGCAUACUGGUAUAAGACGUCAGAUUGAGGCAUUCAAAGAGGGUUUUGAUGAGGUUUUCCCUAUGGAGAAGUUACAUAGCUUCAGUCCAUCAGAGCUACAAACCAUGAUGUGUGGUGACCAAGCACCAAUGUGGACCAGGGAUGACAUCUUGAACUAUACCGAACCCAAGCUGGGAUAUACCAGAGAAAGUCCUGGAUUCCAGCGUUUUGUCAACGUGAUGGCCUCUUUGACACCUGAUGAACGGAAAGCUUUCUUACAGUUCACCACUGGCUGUUCCUCUUUGCCUCCUGGUGGUUUGGCUAACCUCCAUCCUCGUCUAACUAUUGUACGUAAGGUGGAUGCCAACGACAGCACCUAUCCCUCAGUCAACACCUGUGUUCAUUACCUCAAACUGCCAGAAUACUCUAGCGAGGAAAUCUUGAGGGAGCGACUUCUUGGGGCUACUCAUGAAAAAGGGUUCCAUUUGAACUGAAACCAACCCAAAGGCCUUGGUGUUUGUGAGCAUAACUUACUAAGAGAACUCAUGAGAUAUCUGGAUUAUCUGUAUCUUGGUGUGAUUACUGUGUGUUGCAAGCAACAGCUAGUUUGAAAGAACUUUCUGUUUUUCCUAAAGCAGCCAAAAUCCUGCAAAAGUCCAACUGGAUUCAGGGCUGUCCUGUCAAUUUACAUGGGAAGACUAAUAUUUUAAUUCUGUAUACGUAAAUGCACUUUUCGUUUACAGCAUAUCGUUUGAGCGGGGUUAAGGUGUAAAACUCCCGAGGGAUUAAGAUUGAUUCUGACUUUACAAAGCUAGAAUUGACGCCAUGUUUCACUUCAUGAGGUUCAAAUUCUCAGUAUUGUGAUGAAUACCUUCAGCUCGUGUUUUUGGAUCAUAAUCUAAUUUUUUUUUUUUUAUUUUUACUUUAACUGUUUUGUGCCCGAGUAUAUCUUUUAUUUUACAGCGUGGCAUUGAGCAACACACACUUAGUAUCUGUUUGUUAUUCCCCCCGGCAUCCGGUUAAUCCAGGCACUUCUAAGUUAAAAUUCACCUUGAUAACCCCAGUGUAAUUAAAAGCACCAUUAUUUUCGUUCUCCUUUGACCCAUUUUUAAACAUAGCCCCUAUUUUUUUUUUUUGCAAUAUGUCAACCUCACAAGAUUCUCAAGUUGUUUGCUUCACUUCUUAUUGGUUGCCAAAUGGUAAACCGUUCAGGAUUUUAGCUGAUCGCUAACACCCCCCGCCCCCACAUAAGUUGCGUUGACAUUGUCUUCUCUGAAGUCUGAACUGAUUGGCAGGUCAAGGAAAGACUUUCCACAAAUUGUUGAGGCUGAUUCACACAGAGGCAGACAUCAUUCAGCUCUGGGUGCUUGGUUGUAGCAUUUUAAGCAGAAGAGGGACAUUUCAAACAAGUUUGGAAGUUGGAUUGCAUAAAAGUACUUAGGGUUUUGGGAAUAUCAUGUCAGCAUUUAAAAAACAAAUUCACCUUGCUCCUUACGAUGAUGGAACAUUGUACUUGCUCUGUUUACGAUGUGUCCAUCUCUCGAGUAGUGUCCCUGGAUUUUUAUGUUUUCACAUCCAUUUCCAUGACUAAUUGCCUAGGCACCACAAGUGAAAUAUUGUAACUAGUCCAGUGAUUGAUACCCUGUUUGUAUCCUUUGAUUUGUUUUGAAGUAAUGACACUGCACUGCCUCACUUCAGAUUUGUUGAGUAUUUAACAAUUGCAUACAAUAGAAUAGUUGUUCACUCCAUAUUUGACGAUUGAGUAACCGAGUACGGCCAAAAUUCACAUUGACUCCAUUGUCAUGUUUUCAGAGCUGUUCUAUCAAAGUUUCAUUUUUAAGCAAAACGUGUUCACUUUCUUAAUUUGGUAGUGGUUUUCCAAGCGUCUGCCUUUUCUCCUUCCCAAAUAGCAGCAGUGUAUAUGUCACAUUAAACAAAAAAAAAAAACCCUCCCUGGCAGCUCUGUAACCAAUUCUAGCAUUUUAUUGUUAAGCUUUUUUCGCAUCUGAUUAUGAACACAGAGAUUUGGUAAUAGUAUUUUAAAAAGUUGACAUUUGUACAGAUGUGUGUGUUGGGUGUGACGGUCACUGCAGUAAGAUUACUAUCAUGUAUACGCAAGGAUGAGAAGGAGCUUGAUUUUGUUUCACUCACAGUUGAUUCGUUCAAAACAAUGAAGAAACUACUAAUUUUGUAUACAGAAUGGAGUCAGUAAUUUCAAGAACUAGUUGGUUUAUUUGCGGUGUCACUAUUAUCUCAUAUUUGUGUAUGAAUCACUUGGAUUGUAGUACAAUAAACCAUUGGGUCUGUAUCUACUAAUAAAAA